AUGAUAAGCAGGAAACGACCAGAGACGUACACGUUAUAUGCUGCUAAUGGAUCAGCAAUCUCAACGUACGGACACGUUACGUUGCAACCUGAUUUUGGACUACAACGCGCAUUCCCAUGGCGUUUUAUAGUAGCCAAAAUAUCGCAACCAAUCAUAGGGUCAGACUUCCUAUCAUAUUAUCACUUACUACCCGAUAUACGGAACAAGAGGAUCGUGGACGGAAAAACAGGAUUAACGGCAUCAGGAACAUCAGGCGGACAGCACAUCGCAUCAAUCAAAACAGUGGGCGAAGAAACGGAAUAUCAUCGCAUUCUGGCAGAGUUUCCGGAGAUCACACAAUCCUCUUCGGAACGGAAGCCAUGUCAACACGAGACCAGGCAUUACAUCAAGACUACGCAGGGUCAACCCGAAGCAAGCAGACCACGAAGAUUAGCGGCAGAUCGAUUGAAAGCAGCAAAAGCAGAAUUCGAUCUACUGUUGCAAGAAGGGAUUAUACAGCCAUCAAAAAGCCCGUGGGCAACUCCCUUACACAUGGUACCAAAGAAGGGAGGCGCAUGGAGACCAUGCGGCGAUUACAGAAGGCUAAACGCAAGAACUGUUCCGGACCGAUAUCCCAUUCCACACAUCGAAGAUUUCGCGCAGACGCUGCAUCAAAAACAAGUAUUCAGUACACUUGAUUUGGUGAAGGCGUAUAAUCAGAUACCGAUGAAUCCACAAGAUGUGCCAAAAACUGCAAUCACAACACCGUUUGGACUAUUCGAAUAUAAAUAUAUGCCAUUCGGACUCAGGAACGCCGCACAGACAUUCCAAAGUUAUUUUAUCGGUCUUGUACUACCACAGAAAUUUUGCCAAUUGUCGGACGGUGAGAGGGCGCGAUUAGAGAGAUUUUUGGCAACCGAAAUAACGGGCGAUCCGGAAAGACCGGGAACGACAAGUUUGACGGAACACCGUAUUGACGUCGGGGGGCACGCGCCCAUUAAGCAAAGGUAUUAUCCAGUUUCGCCAAAGGUACAGGAGGCGAUCUACAAGGAAGUAGAUAAAAUGUUAGAUGCGGGGAUAAUCGAACCAUCGAACAGCGAAUGGUCGACCCCCAUAGUAAUGGUAAAGAAACCGAACGGCAGCUAUCGGUUUUGCUUAGAUUUUAGAAAGUUGAAUAACGCAUCCAAGAAAGACGCCUACCCCUUGCCUUACAUGAAUGCGAUACUGGAUAAGCUACGAGCCGCGCGAUACAUAUCGACCAUUGACUUGAGCCAGGCAUAUUUCCAAAUCCCGCUCGAGAUAAAUAGUCGCGAGUUAACAGCCUUUACCGUGCCGGGAAAAGGCUUGUUCCAUUUUACGCGCAUGCCGUACGGAUUGACAGGUGCCCCGGCAACUUUCCAAAGGCUAUUAGAUCGCUUAAUAGGUCCGGAGAUGGAACCGCAUGCCUUCGCUUAUCUAGACGAUAUCGUCGUGGUAACACCUACGUUUGAAGAGCAUAUUAAGUGGCUUAAGAAAGUUUUCGAGCGUAUUAGAGAAGCCGGCCUUACGGUUAAUCCGGAAAAGAGUAAGUUUUGCCGGUCGCAGGUUAAAUAUCUCGGAUUUUUAGUGCAGAACGAGGGUUUAACGGUAGACCCAGAUAAGACGUCCGCGAUUAUUAACUAUCCGCCGCCGCGCAAUAUCCGACAAUUAAGACGCUUCAUUGGUAUGGCCUCGUGCACGUGUUGUCGUCCGCCGCCCAGAAUUUCGCGGCCAAGUUUAGCAACCAAGUAUCAUGGUCCGUUUGCUGUGACGAGAGUUUUGUCGCCCUUAGUAUACGAGCUGGCGGACGCCGCCGGUAAAUCUCUGGGAAAAGUACACGUGAAGGAUCUGAAACCUUAUCUCGAACCCGUGGAGUAG
Wasmannia auropunctata (little fire ant) is the source of this 1875-nucleotide messenger RNA. RefSeq lists its product as uncharacterized. The record is from RefSeq and is a predicted model, not a curated record. Bases 1 to 1875 code for a protein of 624 amino acids. The transcript is spliced from 4 exons. NCBI's taxonomy places the organism in Eukaryota, Metazoa, Arthropoda, Insecta, Hymenoptera, Formicidae.